Alternaria infectoria is the source of this 606-nucleotide messenger RNA. RefSeq lists its product as uncharacterized. The record is from RefSeq and is a predicted model, not a curated record. NCBI's taxonomy places the organism in Eukaryota, Fungi, Ascomycota, Dothideomycetes, Pleosporales, Pleosporaceae. The transcript has a single exon. Bases 1 to 606 code for a protein of 201 amino acids.
AUGGAUCAUGACCGUGCCACAUUUGAGGAAACGUUCGAUCAUGUCAUCCACCAAAUCUACGAGUCAUCCUCAUUCCUCUUCGAGAUGACGACACAGAUGCUGAUCUGGGAUUACUAUCAACGGAGACCACGUUCCCUAUUACGACAACAGAUACAGCGAUUGCAGCAAGAGGAUCUCAUUCCCGAAUCUAUCAUACUGGAUGACGAUCCAUGGGACUGGCCCUCGGUAUCCAGCAUCAUUGCUCCACUCUUCGAAGUCGAUCCUGCAUACAUCAACACGAUUGGACCUCUUGGCCGCAACAGACUACAACGCUGCUACAGUGCUACUUCACAUGAAGGUAGCCCAGGAGACCCGGUUGCAUUUGAAGAGAUUCCCAACGCGUUGAUAAGAAUGGGCGUUGAUGUACAUCAUCGUGACCACGACGGCUUAACGCCGAGCAUGUACGCUAGACGUCGUGGCGGAUGGGAUGGAUGGUGCAGAGCACUUGCGAGGAAUGGUCUGCGCAUCGAAGAUGUAGUCAAGGAGGACGAUACGGAAUGGCUCUUGGAUGAGGAUUGGAGGAGCGUCAUGAAGGAAAAGCAUGGCGAGCUGGCUGUCACAGGGUAG